Messenger RNA from Nakaseomyces glabratus, 1383 nucleotides. It is a transcript of the gene MDM10, whose product is annotated as Mdm10p. Lineage: Eukaryota; Fungi; Ascomycota; Saccharomycetes; Saccharomycetales; Saccharomycetaceae. Gene Ontology annotation, biological process: phospholipid transport; protein insertion into mitochondrial outer membrane; mitochondrial outer membrane translocase complex assembly. The record is from RefSeq and is a predicted model, not a curated record. Gene Ontology annotation, cellular component: ERMES complex; SAM complex.
AUGCUCGAUUAUAUGGAUUAUGUUCAGCAGUGCUUUGACUCUGCUGGACGAUGGAAACGUCAAAACAGCUACGGUGAAGUGACUCAAACUCCAAGGAACUUGAUCGACUUCAAAAUUCCUGAUGCUGUCAACUUGCAAGUGUCUAAUAGGUCCACAAAAUACAGUUACAAUUCAUUGCAAUUAUCAACACGACAAAGUAUAAAUGGAUCACUUACAUACCUAUACACCAAUUUGGAUGCUGUUGAAGGGCUAGUGAAGAAUACCGAGGAAUUACCACUGCAUGAUAUAGUACAAACUUAUGAACUCCCCGCUGUAACACAUCACAGAAAAGAGAAGACGAAUUUUCACAAAUGCUCUCUGUUUUAUGGUAAAAUUUUUUAUCCCAGUUCAGAUGUUGAAGCAAUGAUGAUCAAGAGGUUCAGUCCCAUGAAUCAGGUAAUAGUGAAAUGCCUGAGCAGCUUGAAAGAAAAUGUCAAUAUCUUUACAGCCUACUUCCAACGCAAUUCAGAGAAGAAUUUCCAAGAGCUUAUAGUAUCAAGCAAUGAUUUACUAUGUGGGUAUCGGAUUUCUCACCAUUUCUUAAGGACACCUUCCAAAUUGAAUAGCUCUUUAUACAAUAACUCAUCAUUAUUCUUUGGUGCAGAGUUUUGGCUUGGUAUGAUUAGUUUAAACCCUGGUUGUUCAACUAGUUUAAAGUAUUGCACUCACUCUGCAAAUACAGGUAGACCUUUAACAUUAACAUUGUCAUGGAAUCCAUUAUUUGGUCACAUAUCAACAACAUACUCUGCAAUGACAAGCUCUAGCUCAACAUUUUGUGCGAAGUAUGACUUCAACAUUUACUCUAUUGAAUCAAAUUUGAGCUUUGGGAUAGAACUGUGGAGGAAGACUGGAGCACUCUUCAAAUCUGAAGAUUCUGUAGAAGCCAAUAGAAAAGAGUAUGAACAAAACUUCUACAUCUCACAUGAUCACAACCUACUACCUUCCAAGUAUGGAUAUGAUCAUGAAUAUAAUAUAUCUGAUGGAAAAUUAUCAAAAGAACACAAAAGGAAUAAAAUCAUCAAGGACUUGAAUCAUGCAUUCUCAACGUCUUUACAAAAGAUAGAUAAAGAGAAAACUAGAAUUGAAAACUUUGGCAAUAUAAUAAGAAACUCACACUUUACUAGUGUGUUUAAAGCAAGCACAUCGCUUCGAGAGCGAAACCUUAAAUUCCUUUGGGAGGGCGAAUAUAAAAACUUUCUACUUUCAGCUGGUACUGAACUAAGAGUUCUUAAAGCUGAAGAAUCAGAACUGCGAAGAACAUCAGGGCAAAGUAGCAAUAGCUUAUUAAAUGAAUUCUCUCUUCAACCUCUAAAAUUUGGUGUACAAAUCCAAUUCUCUUCCUGA